UGGAGCCGAGUGGAGCUUUGACAGUCUGGAACAGUCCGGAAUUUUGAUUAAGAAAACUAAAUUAAAUAUUGCAGACUCUAGAAAGAAUUAUGUCUGAUAUUAAAUCUAUUAUAGCUCUUUUAUGUAAACAUCUACGUCUAUCCAUGAAUAGUACGCUUAAACCGGAGCAUUUCAGAACGGCUAAAUUUGAUCAGAAUUGUAAAGAGACAGCAGAAUCCUUUUGGUCAGCUUUAUACAUAUUGAGUUCACAUGCUGUAAGAGAUAUGGAUUAUGGUUCCUAUCUCGAACAAUACGACAAAAUUUCAGUCAUAAAAUUAUACUUUGCCAUGUUGCAAUACCCAGUAAUUAAGUUUUACACAUUGGAUGAAGAAGACAAUUGUAGCACUCGACAACUAUUGUUAGCCUUUGCAUGGAUUUGUGGCACUCAAAACAGUUUAAACAAUGUUAUACUGUCAAAAAUUAAAUCCAGUAGUUUUGGAAAGGAAUAUUCUGAAGUAAACAUCAAUCUGGACCUUACUUCAUGGAAAGAACAGUCGAUAUCACUUGAGAAUCAAAUGAGUAACCUUGGUCAUCAGUUUGGUAAAAUAAAUCAUAAUCUUAAAGAAAUCACAGAAUUGGUGAUUGAAAAAACAAAAUUAACAGCUAAGAUACAUACCGCCAGUGUAAAUGUGUGCAAUUUACCACAUCUGAGUGUAUGGGAAAUGGCACUAAAUAAAAGUUUAUCUACCUGUAAGGAAGUAAAUUAUCCCGAUAGAUGUAAGCAACAAUUGAAUAAAUUACAAUUGGCAGCCUGUAUGAUUAACACACAUCAAAAGUGGACAAAUAAGCAACAUGUUUUCUUUUCUUGGAUGAUAACUGUGAUAGAAGAACAAUCAAAACAUAUAAGAAAUGAUUUGUCUGAAACAAGUUAUUCGGAAUUAUUUAAAUUCAUAAACUUGUUACGUCAUUUAGUGAAACACCGUCUGCACAAUUUAAAAUACGAUAAAUCAUUACCUGAACAUUUCAAAUUGAAAUCAACUUGUGUGGCCCGAUUUCUAAGAGUUCAAAAGAUUGGUUCAGAAGUUCAAAAUUGGUUUUCAGAAGCAAAAGAUGAAUUACAACACAAGGAAAAGCAGAUUGCAAAAAAUGAUAGAGAACUCGCCAUUGAAUUGAAAACGAUAAUGCAGUUAAUUCCUCAUUGUAUUCAAAUUUAGAGGAUAUAUUUGUAAAAAUUGUACCA
Messenger RNA from Orussus abietinus, 1219 nucleotides. RefSeq lists its product as uncharacterized. Lineage: Eukaryota; Metazoa; Arthropoda; Insecta; Hymenoptera; Orussidae. The transcript is spliced from 5 exons. Bases 90 to 1193 code for a protein of 367 amino acids. The record is from RefSeq and is a predicted model, not a curated record.